CUCUCCGCCUCCUCCGCCCCGUGGCCGCCAGUUCCGCUUCCGGGGCUUCCGGGGCGGGGCAGGAGUGGUCGGCUUUGAGGUACAGGGCGGCGGGCAGCCGUUUUUUUGAAUGGUACAAGUUUUUAUAAACGUUUGUGUGAAGCAAGAAGAGGAGAGAUGGCAACUACAAAACCAAAGAUGAGCAAGAACAAAGAUGAUGCUCCCCAUGAAUUGGAGAGCCAGUUUAUACUGAGACUGCCUCCGGAACAUGCUUCUACUGUGCGGAGGGCAGUCCAGUCUGGAAGUGUCAACUUGAAGGACAGGCUCACCAUUGAAUUGCAUGCAGAUGGCCGCCAUGGGAUUGUGCGAGUAGAUCGGGUCCCAUUAGCCGCCAGGCUGGUAGACUUGCCUUGUAUCACAGAGAGUUUAAAAACCAUCGAUAAGAAGACUUUCUAUAAGACAGCAGAUAUUUGCCAAAUGCUUGUGUGCACUGUGGAUGGUGAACUAUACCCUACUCAGGAAGAGCCAGCUCCGGCCACUACUGAUGUUAAAACUCCUUCAAGUACCGAUGUCAAAGCCAAUAAGAAGAAAGACAAAGACAGAGAGAAGAAGUUCCUCUGGAAUCAUGGCAUUACUCUCCCACUGAAGAAUGUGAGGAAGAGGCGGUUCAGGAAGACAGCUAAGAAGAAGGCCCAGUACAUUGAGUCUCCAGAUGUGGAAAAGGAAGUGAAGCGCCUGCUGAGCACAGAUGCUGAAGCUGUCGGAGUCCGCUGGGAGGUCAUUGCCGAAGAUGAAACAAAAGACCCUGACAACCAUGGUUCACUCACAAGCCUGGAUAUUUCUUCUCCUGGGAUGUCUGGACACAAACCAAGCCAUGGUUCUGCAGCGAUAGAACAUGCUGAGCUCCGGGAGAUGUUUAAGGAUGUCAGCAGUACCAGCAGUGAUGAGGAGGAGAGGGAUGACCUGAACAUCAUGGACACAGAAGAAGACUUAGCGAGGAGACUGCAGGGCAAGCUGAAUGAAUCAGAUGGGCGAGAGCAAGAAAAUGAAGGGUCCAACCAGAUAGCCAUGGGAAUCCAGAAGCAGAUCGACAACCUGAAAGGCAAGUUGCAGGAGACCCAGGAGCGCAGAAAGCGCCAAGAAGAUCUCAUCAUGAAAGUAGAGAACCUAGCCCUCAAGACCCGCCUCCAAGCUGUGCUGGAUGAAUUCAAACAGCAGGAAGAGCGAGAGAAGCAGCAGCUGGCCUCCCUUCAAGAGCAGCUAGAAGCCCUUAUGGAAAAGUGAGCCUGGCUUUGACAUGCCAAGCAGUACAUCUGUGAUGCCAACCGAAAAGCUCCACAGCCUUCCUUCCUUUUGUUUUGGGGCCCUUUUUAAUUCACCAGUGUUAGGCGGAUUUGGUUCCAUGACUAGGAAGCAGAUCACUCUCAGGUUUUGAUGUUUUAUUUUGAUUUAUUUUGAUGUUUUAUUUGCCCAAGUAACUGGUGUUUUGCCAGACAUGUGGACAGAAAAUACCAUCACUUGAGGGGAAGAUACUGGUUCCCUUGAGCAAGCACACAUGGUUGGUCUCCUGAUGAAGAUAGAAAAGUUUUGAUUACAGUCUUGGUCUUUAAAAUUUACCAUUACAAUUUGCUAGAGGCCACCCAGUGUGGCUGGGGCAACCCAGCCAUAUGUGCUGCAUAGAAAUAAUAUUGUUUAAGAGUAGGGUGAAAUUAUUUCUUUCCUGGAAGAGAGUUGUUAGGGCACAGUGCAGAAGCGACUUGUGAGAAGGAAAACAGCA
Molecule: messenger RNA, 1756 nt
Organism: Zootoca vivipara (common lizard)
Lineage: Eukaryota; Metazoa; Chordata; Lepidosauria; Squamata; Lacertidae
Source: RefSeq, a predicted model, not a curated record